AAGAAUGAUUGAUCCCAUUUCGCGAUAUGGGCCGUUGGAUCUUACUCCGCACAAAUAUCCGAGCACUCCGAACUUCUCCGUUGACGGCCCUCGAAGCGACUAUUGUGCGAUCCAACCGUGGAUUCGGGCGAAGGAUGGUGAAUCCCUCUUUCGCGCGACGGAUACACACCUUCAACCCCUCCUGUGAGAUCGGCGGCGCCUCUCGGAAUCCCCAAUUUCCCAUUUCUUGGUCGACAGAAAGCGCCCCCCGAGAGCGAGCCAGAACGAGAGCACAGAUACGGGUUGACCUGAGAACUCCUACGGCGGCGGUGAGAGACGAUGUGGCGGAGGGCCUCUUCCCACCUCCAAACCCUCGCGGCCCCCUGGCGGCGAUCUGUCCCCCAGCUCCUCCGCCGCUCCGCCCAAGAUACCCUACAGAGCCGGGCCCUCGCCUCCAUCACCACCUCGCCGUUCCGGAAGACCUCCCUUCUCCUCACCUCGGAAUCCGAUAAUGUCCCGACGAAGAAGAGAGUGGAGGACGUGAUGCCGAUAGCCACCGGGCACGAACGGGAGGAGCUCGAGGCCGAGCUCGAGGGAGGGAAGCAGUUUGUUGGUAUGGAUACCCCGGUCGGUCCAUUCGGCACCAAGGAAGCACCUGCUGUCAUUAAGUCCUACUAUAAUAAGAGAAUAGUUGGUUGCCCUGGUGGUGAAGGUGAGGAUGAGCAUGAUGUUGUCUGGUUUUGGCUGGAGAAAGACAAGCCACACGAGUGCCCCGUGUGCUCCCAAUACUUUGUGCUGGAGGUGAUCGGUGAGGGAGGGGACCCAGAAGCGCACAGUGAUGAUGAGCAUCACUAGAGAUAGGACUUUUGAAAAUAAAUAUUGGUGAGCUGGAUCAUUUUGGUUAUGCUGUUUGAUCAAUAUUAUUGCCAAUGAAUCCGAACGUGUUUCCUCUUGGCUGUUUUGCUUGCAAGGCCUAACUAUCACCUAUGUGACGUUUGCAUUAUUUUAUGCUUUUUGAUGCAUUGUUGAAUAAUUGAUCGCCAUGUUAAGUUCCAUUCUGUCUUUUGCUUCCAGUAAAUCAGAUAGGGUUUUUCCAGUGGUGUUAGGAAGCAUGCACUGUAAUCUGUUUUAUCAAUUUGUAGGCAACUUUGGUUCUUGGAAGCAACGAAUGGUUAAAAAUUGCUCUGGUA
This is a messenger RNA of Phoenix dactylifera (date palm), 1169 nucleotides long. RefSeq names its product cytochrome c oxidase subunit 5b-1, mitochondrial-like. The record is from RefSeq and is a predicted model, not a curated record. Gene Ontology annotation, cellular component: mitochondrial envelope; respiratory chain complex IV. Gene Ontology annotation, biological process: mitochondrial electron transport, cytochrome c to oxygen. NCBI's taxonomy places the organism in Eukaryota, Viridiplantae, Streptophyta, Magnoliopsida, Arecales, Arecaceae.